AUGGAAAGAAAGAUUGAGAUAGUUUCUAUGGAGCUCAUUCGACCUACUUCUCCCACUCCUGAUCACCUUAGAUGCUUUGAAUUUUCUUAUUUGGAUCAAAUGGCAAUACCCGUAUUUGCUCCCUUAGCUCUAUUUUAUCCUCCCCCUUCUUCUCAUUCGACUGGCGGUGAUCAUGAAUCCUAUUCCAAUCUUGAGGAAGCAAGGGCAGCCAAUUCAUCAAGAUUACUCCUUUUGAAGAAAUCUUUGUCUGAAACUCUUGCUCGUUUUUACCCUUUUGCUGGUCGAAUUAAGGGCUACUUAAUUGAGUGCAACGACGAUGGGGUACCUUUCUACGAGGCUUUUGCUCAUAAUUAUCAGUUUGAAGAUAUUCAUAGAAAAUUUGACGUAACUAAACAUUUCCUCCCUAGUGUUGAAGGUAGCUCAGUAUUACAUUAUUCUUGUUUUCCCUUACUUGUUCAAGUCACAAUGUUCGAGUGUGGAGGUAUGGCUAUUGGUAUGUCUGCUUUUCACAAAGUUGCUGAUGGAGCCACAUUGUGCACCCUUGCCAAUGCUUGGGCAAUAACUACUCGAGAUAGCCCCGAUUGUGUGCUACCCCCAGAAUUCGUAGCAACUGCAAAAUUCUUACCACCACCUAUUCCCUAUGUUUUAAACGCGCCUAAGUUUCAGUUUGACUUUACCAAGUUCUUUUAUAACGAGCAACGUGUCACUAAAUUGUUUACCUUUGAUGCUUCAACUAUAGCCUCGCUCAAGGCUAAAGCCGUCUGUAAUGAUGAUGUAGCAGUUCCCACACGGGUUGAAGUAGUAUCAGCUGUGAUCUGGAAAAGUGCCAUGGCUGCUUCAGGGACUGAGACAAGGUCAUCAAAGUUUGCGCACCAAGUAAAUAUACGAAAGCGGUUUGUCCCUCCAUUGCCAAACCAUUGUGUAGGAAAUGCUAUUGCAAUCGCCACAGCAUGUAAAGGUGACAAGGAUGGGUCUGACUUAUCCACCUUGGUCACUUGUAUAAGAAAAUCAUUAUCAGAAUUGAGUUCCAAAUAUGUGGAUAAACAAAAUCGAGAUGAGGCAAUUUUGGCCAUUCCACAUGACUUCUUGGAGCUAACUGACGCGCAUUUCCAAGGCGAAAUAGCGAUGCAAAUUAGUAGUGUGUGUGGCUACCAAUUUUAUGAUGUUGAUUUUGGCUGGGGAAAACCUUCAUGGUUUAGUGUAAUUCAAACGGGAACAAGAAAUCAAGUUAUAUUGAUGGAUUCAAGAGAUAGUGGUGGAAUAGACGCAUUGGUAUGCUUAAAGGAUGAAAACAGCAUGUCAGUUUUUGAACAUGAGCUUGAGCUGCUAGCAUCUGGAUUUGCCAAAUAA
Nicotiana tabacum (common tobacco) is the source of this 1350-nucleotide messenger RNA. RefSeq names its product stemmadenine O-acetyltransferase-like. The record is from RefSeq and is a predicted model, not a curated record. NCBI's taxonomy places the organism in Eukaryota, Viridiplantae, Streptophyta, Magnoliopsida, Solanales, Solanaceae.